AUUGGAUUCAAAAACUACUAUUAAUAAAACUCUUCUUAAAUUAGAUGAAUUGGGUCAAAAACAAUUAAUAAAUCUUUACAGUUAUGCGUGGGUUAAGAUACAUGAAAAGGUAACUGUCUUAAAAAUAGAAUCAAAACCUACUAGACAAUGA
Molecule: messenger RNA, 151 nt
Organism: Racocetra persica
Lineage: Eukaryota; Fungi; Glomeromycota; Glomeromycetes; Diversisporales; Gigasporaceae
Source: the annotation of a GenBank genome assembly